AGUGUGCCAUGGUGUGGUGAAGGGAUCCAAGAGCAGCGGAAGGAGGAGGAGGAGGAGGCAGAGGAAGCAGGAGGAGAAGGGCAAGGAGCGACGUGAGCUGCUGCAAGACUACUAGCCACCUCAACAUGAGUUCGAUGUCUGCAAGGAAGACCCCGCUCCUGGCCAUGGUGGUCUGCUUCUAUAUGACUGUCUCCGUCGGAACCACUCUCAUGAACAAGAUGUCUUUCAGCGGGCGCAAGUUCCCUUUCCCGUUCUUCGUCACGUGCUUCCAGAUGGCUGUUGCUCUCUUCUGGCUCUACGUCUUAAGUUUGCUCCAGCGCCACGGACCCAAGUCAUUGAACGUCUUGCUGAACCUCGACGACAUCCCAAAGUUGGAAUGGCGGAUCAAGAACUUCCUGUCGGCUGCAGGAGUGGCCGCGGCUUUCACAGCGAUGCUAUCAAGCGGAAACCUUUGCCUUAUGUUUGUUCAGGUGUCUUUCUACCAGGCUGCCAAGUCACAACAUAUCCUUUGUAUCUUGGUGCUCUCCUACUUUCUGAGGAACGAAAUGCAACCUUGGCCUGUUGUUGUGUCUUGUGUCGGAGUGACUCUGGGGUUUAUCAUCAACGCCAUUGCUGAGGCUGAUAUCGUGAUCACCAAAUUAGGGGAGGACCUUAGUACUCUGAUCUAUGGUUGUGUUGCUGGUUUUGUGAGCAGCUUCUUUGUUGCCUUAUAUCCCAUGUUGCUUCACUCGAGCAUCCUCAAGGGCAAGAACAACUGGCAAAUCAGCAUCAACGUCAAUGCCAUGUCCCUCGUGUGGUACACUCCUCUGAUCAUCUAUGAGAUCUGGGUUGGCGGCUUGUUGAGUUCCCCCUUCCUCCUCGAUGUUGAGUUUUGGACGUUCAACUUUGCAACGGCUUCCGUUGGUUUUGUCCUCAACGUAGCGGCCAUGCUCCAGGCACCUCUGAAAUUGACUUGA
This is a messenger RNA of Guillardia theta CCMP2712, 956 nucleotides long. RefSeq lists its product as hypothetical. The transcript is spliced from 5 exons. Bases 126 to 956 code for a protein of 276 amino acids. Gene Ontology annotation, molecular function: antiporter activity. Gene Ontology annotation, cellular component: Golgi apparatus. Lineage: Eukaryota; Cryptophyceae; Pyrenomonadales; Geminigeraceae. The record is from RefSeq and is a predicted model, not a curated record.